Messenger RNA from Nerophis lumbriciformis (worm pipefish), 1456 nucleotides. It is a transcript of the gene mchr1a, whose product is annotated as melanin-concentrating hormone receptor 1a. Gene Ontology annotation, molecular function: neuropeptide binding; melanin-concentrating hormone receptor activity. Gene Ontology annotation, cellular component: neuron projection; plasma membrane. Gene Ontology annotation, biological process: neuropeptide signaling pathway. Lineage: Eukaryota; Metazoa; Chordata; Actinopteri; Syngnathiformes; Syngnathidae. The record is from RefSeq and is a predicted model, not a curated record.
AGAUUCUACUUCCGAUCUUUGAUGAUGAUGAUGAUGAUGAUGAUGAUGAUGACGACGAUUGACAGGCAGUGAGGAAGACGCUCAGUGAUGAAGAGUAGCAACCUGACAGAGGAAUAUUGAAACUGAGGCUGCACUUGGGAGUUAUUAACCAUGGAUUUUCUUCCGGAUUCCAAUUUUUCUAUGGAAUCCACCAACACAACAGCAUCAGCUCUGGACAGUCCCCACCACUGCAGCGCCGUCCUCCUGGUCAUCUUUGGCAUCAUCUUCCUCUUUGGCAUCCUGGGCAACUGCAUCGUCAUCUACACCAUCAUGAAGAAAACCAAGUGCCGCGCCAAGCAGACCGUCCCCGACGUUUUCAUCUUGAACCUGUCCAUCGUGGAUGUCCUCUUCCUCCUCGGGAUGCCGUUCCUCAUCCACCAGUUGCUCGGCAACGGGACGUGGCGCUUCGGAGCCACACUGUGCACGGUUAUCACCGCGCUGGACUCCAACAGUCAGAUUGUGAGCACUUACAUCCUCACGGCGAUGACACUGGAUCGCUACGUGGCCACGGUCCACCCCAUACGCUUCAACUACAUCCGAACGCCGUACGUGGCCUCCAUGGUCAUCGCCUUUGUCUGGGCUCUGUCCUUGAUCACUAUCAUCCCGGUGUGGAUGUACGCCGACCUCAUGCCGCUGUCCGACGGCCUGGUGGCCUGCGCCUUGCUUCUGCCCGACCCGGUGACCGACACCUUCUGGUUCACGCUGUGCCAGUUCUUCUUGGCCUUCGCUAUCCCGCUGGCCAUCAUCUGCAGGGUGUUCUUCAAGAUCCUGCAGCACGUGUCCACCAGCGUCGCCCCGCUCCCUCAGAGGAACCUGAGGGUCCGCACCAGGAAGGUGACCCGCAUGGCGGUCGCCAUCUGCCUGGCCUUUUUCAUCUGCUGGGCUCCCUACUACAUCCUCCAGCUGGUCCACCUGGGCGUGCAGAACCCGAGUCUGGCCUUCUCCUACGCCUACAACAUCGCCAUCAGCAUGGGCUACGCCAACAGCUGCAUCAACCCCUUCCUCUACAUCGUGCUGAGUGAAACCUUCAAGAGGCAGUUCCUCAGAGCCGUGCGUCCCGCCAACAUGAAGUUCAACGUCAACUCCAGCACGGCGGAGGGGCGCAGCGUCAGUAUGAGGAUGGUCCCGGACAGGGGUCACACCGAGCAAGCUUCCAGGGACAUGUUGCCGUCCAAUGUCCCCUCACAGUAAAGAAGAAUCACCCAAAGAGGGAUGGAAGGGUCUGAUUACAAUAUUUCGCCUAUGAUAACAUCCUAAUUAGGGGUGUCCCUCUCCGAUAUUGGUCUGAUAUCAGAAAAAAAAUCGGAACACAUUGGCUUGUAUGUAAAAUCCGAUACAGGCAGUCCUGCAGUGCAUUUCCUCAUGCAAAGCCGUACAGCCAGUUAGCAUCGAAAUGUACCCCAAUAAGAUCUUUUCU